AUGUCUAAAUGCAAUGGGAAUUUUUAUAAGCAUUUUGGUGUAAAGUGACUUUGGGUAGAAGAUGAGAUGAAGUAUGCUGUAAAGGUUGAGCCUAAGCCAAUAUAUUUUAAAAUUAAUGAUAUAUUCUUUACAAAAUUGUGCUAGCUUAAUUUUUGCCGAAUGGCAACUUAUAUUUCGGAGAAUAUAUAAAAAAACUCCAAAAUAAAUCUCCUAAAGACAUUAUUGAAAAAAUCGAGAAAAAAGCUGAAACUAUGAGAGAAUCUUAUAAUUAUUCGCCCUUUAUAACGAAUGAAAUUAUUGAGCUUGACACUAGUUCCAUUUCCAAGUUUAAAAAUAAAAGAUUCACAAAAAAGACUACAAAGAAAAAAGAAAAAACAGAAAAUCAUGAUUUAAAACCGAAAAGAAUUAAACAUUUAUCUUUAGAUCCAGAUGUAAAACAAUAUAAGAGUCCAUGAUAUGUCCAGCCAAAAUAUUGGGAUAAAUUAGCAUUAAUCCCUGCUGUUCAAUAUGGAAAAGAACGCGAAAGAGCUGCAAAUAUUUAUUAUCAUUUGCAUGAGCGAAAAAUCGACCCAAAGAACUUUUCUUUUGAAGUUGAAGAAAAUACAGAACUUGACGAAAGGCUUUUAAAUGCACAAAGCCAGCUUGCUGAACUUCCUAGUAUACAUAGAUUUAAAAAAUAUUUAGAAUCCAAAAGUUUAAGAGUCCCUGCAUGCAUUGAAUCAAUAAACAGAAGACAAGAUUUGGUGAGAAACUCAAUUUCUUAG
Molecule: messenger RNA, 764 nt
Organism: Blepharisma stoltei
Lineage: Eukaryota; Ciliophora; Heterotrichea; Heterotrichida; Blepharismidae
Source: the annotation of a GenBank genome assembly